UCCCCCUUUCCUUCUAUGAGCCUGCGCGCUGCCGUACAACAACAUGGCGGCGCCCGGAGCGGCGGGGGCGGCGGCGCUGGUGCAGUACGUGGUGCUGCGGGGCGACCUGGCCCGCUCGUGGCCGCUGGGCGCGGUGGUGGCCCAGGCCUGCCACGCCGUCCUGGCGGCCGCCCACGCUCACGGCGGCCACCCGGACACGGCCGCCUACCUGGAGCUGGGCGGCGCCAUGAGGACGGUGGUGCUGGAGGCUCCGGACGAGGCCGCCCUGACGGUGCUGGCGGAGACCCUGAAGCAGCACAGCAUCGACCACCAAGUGUGGACUGAGCAGCCCGAGAACGUUCCCACCUGCCUGGCGCUCAGGCCCUACCCCAAGGACCAAGUGCACCAGCACCUGAAGAAGUUCAAAUUGCUGAAGUGAUCCCUGCUCCGGCUGCGGGUGGCCGUGGGCAGCUCUCCUCCUGAAUCAGAGCUUAGAUUGCCCCCCGACAGGCUCUAGGAAUAAAGCUGCUGCGUCUCCGGAGCGCUGCUAGCGCUCAUCAGCCUUGUGGGAUAACGGUUAAAAAGUGUAAAACUCGUUAGUGGAGAGGAUUAAAUAUUUGUCUGUGCAGAUUGUGACUCUGUUAUAUGGGUCUGUUUGCAGUCUGUGUGCUUGUAGAUCUUCACUCUGCCAGCGCAGGCAGCAUUUUAGUGUCUGCCACACCUGGAAAUGUCUCUGGUGUGUGUUAGGAGUGACGUUUUUCAUGAUUAGAUCAUGUUUUUUUUCUGAUUUUCAGCUUGAAUUUUGCCUCAUCCCUCCUGUUCUGCCCCUUACACAGCAGGUACGGUGCUGCUGUCCCUGCUGUUCAGUUCUGUGGCUGCUUUAAUUCUCCCUGUUCUCACUCAGGGGACCCAAACCUGCCUGAAAACCCACAAACUCCCGCUCCCAGCCACCCUUCAGGGUCAGAUUAACCCGGGGCAGCGUUAGGUAGGGCUGUGCUGGGUUCUCUGCCUUCCUUACAGUGCCCUAAGCUUUGUGCAGCCCCCCAGAUUUAUUUCUGUCUGGUUUUUCACAGCUCCUGAGCUCCUGAAGCCGUGACAAAACCCUGCUGGGAGCCGUGCGAACAGCAGACGGCAGCAUCGGCCCGCGAGCCGGGAUCUCUGCAGCUCUCAGCCCGAUUUCUGCCUCGUUUAUGCCCGUUUUUGAAAGCAGCUCAGCGUCCUGUGAGUUUCAUUUCCCCCUCAUGUUAAAAAAAUCAAAAAAACAACAAAUAAAGAAAGCGCUGCUGGCUGGAAGUGCCCCUGACCCGCAGCUCCCUGGCUGGGUCACGCUGUUCGCACCGCAUCAAUUCCUGCCCGUGCAGCCCCCAAAAUCUCCCCGCUGCACAACGCUGAGGAACCAACCCCUGGUGGGUGUGAGGAGGGCACCCCGAGCUGUUUCUUUUGGGGUUUUCAGAAAAAAAUGAGCAGUUUUCGCCCCCCUCCCAGCUUCAGUAGCACUAACCCAUGAGAAGCACAGGAUGAAGACCCCCAGCACCCUCCUCUUCCUCACCCACCGCCUCCAGCCCCCAAGCAGGAGCACUGCAGCCACCCCCCAGCCCCAGCUGAGCACCCCAAAACACUCAGGCACCCCAAAACCCCCAAAUUCCCGAUCCCCCCUUAACCACCGGGGCUGCGGCACCGCUCCGGGUCGCCCCUCAACACAGAAACAACGAAACGUUAAGCUGGCAACUCGGGUUCUUUUUCUUUUUUUUUCAUUAUUUGUCAUCUUUUAACUCUUGCAAAUGUCAAUCAACAAAGCUACACAUUUUUUUUUUGUUUGUUUGUUUUCCACACACCAGCGCGAUUUUAGAGAGAGAGGGAAAAAAAAAAAACAAAAAAACAAAAAAACCCCACGGCCCCCCCCCGCUCCCGUAAAAGUCAGCAGUGAAUAUUAAAAGCGACCCCCGGCUAAAAGAGAAGAAAACAAAUUUAUACAGAGCUCAGAGCUAUUUACAGUGACAGGCUUGAGGGGGAAAAAAAAAAAUAAUAAUAAGCUGUAUCUCCCAACAGAGACUUCAAUUAUUAUUAUUAUUAUUUUAUUAUUAUUAUUUUAAAUAGUUUAAGCUACCUCAGCUGUUAAACACAAUCAAAGCAGAAAGAACCGACUGCUUAAUUUUAUUUAAUAUUUAAUCAGAAAAUUUUAUCUACAAUAAUUGACAGACCCCUCCCCGCCCCCCCCGUCCUUCCCCCUAAAAAUUAUUGCAGUUUUUUCCCCAAACUGUUCUUUUUUUGUCAUUUUUUUUGUCUUUUUUUUUUUUUUACUUUUUCCUGUUGUAAUAUACACGUCGUGGCCUCUGUUCGCUAGGAGGCCUUUAAAC
Molecule: messenger RNA, 2336 nt
Organism: Anas platyrhynchos (mallard)
Lineage: Eukaryota; Metazoa; Chordata; Aves; Anseriformes; Anatidae
Gene: PTRHD1
Product: peptidyl-tRNA hydrolase domain containing 1
Molecular function (GO): peptidyl-tRNA hydrolase activity
Source: RefSeq, a predicted model, not a curated record